AUGGAGACGACCGGCUUCACAGAAAACCAGCUCACGGUCCGAGAGGCGGUAGGCGCCGUGUGCGCCCAGUUCCCAAACACGUACUGGCAGGAAAAGGACCAGCGGGAGGAGGACCCGGCCGAGUUCCACGCGGCGCUCGCGAGGGACGGCUGGCUGGGCAUCGCGCUGCCAGAGGGGCUGGGCGGGGCCGGGCUGGGGAUCUCGGAGGCGACCAUGAUGAUGCAGACCAUCACCGAGAGCGGGGCCGGCAUGGCGGGCGCGCAGGCAAUCCACGCCAACGUGUACGCGACGCAGCCGCUCGCGCGGUUCGGCACGCAGGCGCAGCUCGAGAGCGUCAUCCCGCACAUCGUGUCGGGCAGGUGGCGGACGUGCUUCGGCGUCACGGAGCCCAACUCGGGCCUCGACACGCUGCGCCUGGGCACGGCGGCGAGGCGGCAGCCGGAUGGGUCGUACCGCGUCACGGGGCAGAAGAUCUGGAUCACCUGCGCCCAGGUCGCGCGCAAGAUGAUGCUCCUCGCCAGGACGACGGCGCUGGGCGAGGUGAGCAAGCCGAGUGAGGGGCUGUCCAUGUUCUGCAUCGACCUCGACCGUGAGCAGCCCGGGUUGGACAUCAGGAAGAUUAAGAAGAUGGGCGGCCGGGCUGUCGACGCCAACGAGGUGUACUUUGAUAACUAUGCCAUCCCGCCGGAGUCGCUCAUCGGUGAGGAGGGGAAAGGCUUCAAGAUGAUCCUGCACGGGAUGAACGCCGAGCGCUGCCUGCUUGCCGGUGAAGCACUGGGGCUUGGCUACGCAGCCUUGACUAGAGCUGCCGAGUACGCCAAAGACAGGACGGUCUUCCAGCGCCCGAUAGGGAUGAACCAGGGUAUCUCUCACCCACUGGCAGAUGCCUUCAUGAAGCUAGAGGGCGCCAAGUUGGCAACGUACCACGCGGCGAGGCUCUUCGAUGCCAGCAGGAACGACACUUCAAUACGGCCAGACCAGAUUGGGGUUGCCUGCAACAGUGCCAAAUACAUGGCUGCUGAGGCGGCGUUCACGGCUUGUGAGAGAGCCAUCCUGACACACGGAGGCAUGGGGUACGCCGCAGAGUAUGAUGUUGAGAGGUGGUUCCGCGAGUGUCUGGUCCCGAGGAUUGCUCCCGUGAGCCGGGAGAUGAUUCUGAAUUACAUCAGCGAGAAGGUUCUCCAGCUACCUAGAAGCUAUUAG
This is a messenger RNA of Diaporthe citri, 1203 nucleotides long. RefSeq lists its product as uncharacterized. The transcript has 3 exons. Lineage: Eukaryota; Fungi; Ascomycota; Sordariomycetes; Diaporthales; Diaporthaceae. Gene Ontology annotation, molecular function: flavin adenine dinucleotide binding; acyl-CoA dehydrogenase activity. Bases 1 to 1203 code for a protein of 400 amino acids. The record is from RefSeq and is a predicted model, not a curated record.